This is a messenger RNA of Pseudogymnoascus destructans, 822 nucleotides long. RefSeq lists its product as uncharacterized. The transcript has a single exon. The record is from RefSeq and is a predicted model, not a curated record. Gene Ontology annotation, biological process: fatty acid beta-oxidation. Gene Ontology annotation, cellular component: peroxisome. Bases 1 to 822 code for a protein of 273 amino acids. NCBI's taxonomy places the organism in Eukaryota, Fungi, Ascomycota, Leotiomycetes, Thelebolales, Thelebolaceae. Gene Ontology annotation, molecular function: enoyl-CoA hydratase activity; delta(3)-delta(2)-enoyl-CoA isomerase activity.
AUGUUAUCACCAGCAGGAAAGACGCUCUUCAGCAUCCCCAUCAAGUCAUCAAGUGGUUCCGUAACCGUCACCGAGCCCGCCCCCAAAACCUACCUCCUCACCUUCAACUCUCCCCCCGACAACCGCCUCGUCAGCAGCUUUUGCGAGGCCUUCCUCCUCGCCCUCGACAUCAUCGAGGCCCGCUACCCCCACGGCGUCGUCAUCACCACCUCUGGCAUCACCAAAUUCUACAGCAACGGCCUCGACCUUGACCAUGCCUUCAGCACCCCCGGCUACUAUGCCCUGCUGUACAAGCUCUUCGCCCGCCUGGCAGCCUACCCCAUGCCUACCGUCGCCUGGCUCAAUGGCCACGCCUUUGCCGGCGGCUUCAUGUUGGCCAUGCACCACGACUACCGCGUCUUCAACGCCUCGCGGGGCUACCUCUGCCUGAACGAGCUCGACUUCGGCGCGCCGCUCAAGCCGGCUAUGCUGGGUAUUUUUGAGGCCAAGUUGUCGCCUGUGUCGUACAGAACUUUGAUUCUUGAGGCGCAUAGGUUCACCGCGAAGGAGGCGUUGGAGCAGCAGAUGGUGGAUAAGCUGGGUGGAUGGGAGGAGGUGGUCGCGUUGGUGGAAGAGAGGAAGCUAACGCAGCGGUCGAAGAGCGGGGUUUAUGGUGUUUUGAAGCAGGAGAUGUAUCGGGAGGUUAUUGCGAACUUGGAGGGGCAUGAGGAGAGAGUGAAGAAGGACGCGGCGGAUGGGGAGAAGUUGGAGAAGGUCGCACAGGGUAAGGAGGAGAGGGUGCAGGCCUGGGAGGCUGAGACGAAGGGAAAGUCUAAGUUGUGA